CUUGAAAAUGUGUAAAAAUUGAAAUUUUUUCAAAAUUAAACCACUUUGUCAUGUAAAACAGGAACGUAAAAGAUAAUGUCUCUACCAAAUUCUUUUACACAUUACAACGAAAAGAGUGAAGCAUUUUUAGAAUAUUUCCAACAAACCAUUAAUUUUCUACAUAAUCAUGAAUGGAUAUAUAAUUUUCCAAAUACAAAUAUACUUCAGGAAAAUAUUUUAAACAAAUUUCCCUUGGGAUGGCGAUAUCAUCUAGAACAGUUAUCGUGCCAAGAAUUAAAUCAAAUUCCAUUUGGUUUUUAUAAAGAAAACUGGCCUGAAUCUUUGAAAAAUUUUGUUAAAGCCAUUGGCACUUUUAAACCUGUAUAUAAUAGAUAUGUUGAGACGAACAUUGAUUUAAAAUUACCGAAAAAUUUUACCCGUGGUUUAAAUCCUAAAAAGCAACAUGAAAUAGUUUUGUUAUCGAAAUUUAUCCAUGAAAAAUGCCUAAAAUUUGGAAUUACAACGAUUAUUGAUGUGGGUGCAGGACUUGGAUAUAUUAGCCAUCUUCUUCACGAAAAUUAUGGCUAUAAAGUAUUAGCAAUCGAAUCAGAAUCAGUACGAUUUGAAUCUGCACUAAAGCGGCAACAAAAAUUUCAUGAACAUUCCAAGAAAAAUGUUCGAUUUUUCAACCAUUAUGUCAAUGAAAACUCAGCGGAUACAAUCAAUAAUGCCAUAAAAGAUUGGCUUGGAUCCGACUUUAAUGAAAAAACAUGUUUGAUUGGCCUACACGCGUGCGCCGAUUUAACUGUAACUGCCUUAAAUAUUUUUUUACAAUUAGAUUAUAUUAAAUUGGUUGCUAUAAUGCCAUGUUGUUAUCAUAAAUUACAAUUAUCCAACGAAAAUCAAACAAACGAAGAAAAUUUAUUUGCUGAAAACUGUGAUACAUUAGUGCCUAAUAAUAAUAGACCGGAAUAUUUUAAUAAUUUUCCAUUAAGUGAAAUAUUAAGGAAUAUUUAUAAAGAAUACAAUGGUUCCAUGUUUUUAAGACGUCCAUUUUUAAGGAUCGCUUGCCAGAGUAGUGCAAGUGUUUGGAAAACUAUGACGGAUGAAGAACAUAAGGAACAUAGUAUUUCACAUAUGCGACGUGCGGUUUUACAACUGUUUGUUCAUAAUGAAAAUUAUAUUCUAGCAAAAUUAAAACGUAAAUGUAUGAAUCGUACAACAUCGAGUAACUGUGACUUCGAAACAUAUUUAAAACAAUUGGACGAAGGUUUUUAUUUAGUAAAAAAUCAAUCGAAUUCCAUGGAAGCUGGUGCUAUUAUCAAAGAUUAUUCUAGAAAUGGUAAUCUUAUUGACGAAUUAAAAUUUACAUCACCAUUAAUUAAAGAAAAAAUCACGGAAUUAUGGAAUCAAUAUGAAAAUGAUUUAAAUUUAAUAGAAAUAAUUACAUGCUUCCAGAAUUGUAUACAAGGAAUUUGUGAAAAUAUUAUAUUCAUGGAUCGUGUUGCAUAUUUAUGGGAACGUGGUGUUAAUAGCGUUGUGGAAAAAGUCACCGAUGAUUAUAUUUCACCAAGAUGUCAUGCGUUAAUAGCUUUUAAGGAAUAA
Chrysoperla carnea is the source of this 1584-nucleotide messenger RNA. RefSeq lists its product as uncharacterized. The transcript is spliced from 5 exons. The record is from RefSeq and is a predicted model, not a curated record. The coding region runs from base 76 to 1584 and encodes 502 amino acids. NCBI's taxonomy places the organism in Eukaryota, Metazoa, Arthropoda, Insecta, Neuroptera, Chrysopidae.